CCUACAAAUGGAAGAUGAGUUGAAAUGAAAGUUGUGCGAGUGUUGGCGAGCCUGGCAGUAAAGUUUCACAAAUAUACCGCCAGGUAGCGAGAAGAAAACAAGACAUGUCUGCCAGGGGAACUGCACACAUUUUUUAGCCGUAUUAUUCGUCUUUAAUGAUGACUUUUCUACAUAUGUUGUGGCCUGGCUAAGGAUGUUUUCCUUGCGUAUAGUAACAGUUGACCACUAUCAGGGAGCACCUGUAAAUGGUUUGGAUCCCCAAUAUUCAACUUUUCGGGGAGCUCCAGUAAAACGUGUUCCUGUGUUACGUAUCUUUGGUGCCACACCUAAAGGACAAAAGGCCUGUCUUCACAUCCAUGGUGUGUUUCCAUACAUUCUGGUCCCAUGUGAUGGAUCCGAGCCUCUCACCCGUCUCCCUUAUACUUUGGCUGCUGGUAUUGACAGGGCGCUUAAUAUUGCCCUGGGUCAUGCCUCGUCCAACACACAACAUGUAUAUAAAAUCACACCAGUGUCUGGAAUACCAUUUUAUGGAUACCAUUCAAAGGAGCACCAGUUUCUCAAAAUAUUCUUCUACAAUCCUUCUCUUGUUAAAAAGGCAGCAGAACUUCUUCAAAAUGGGGCCAUUCACAACAAAGUAUACCAGCCACACGAGUCACACGUGCCAUAUGUGUUGCAGUUUCUCAUGGACCAUAAUCUACAUGGAAUGAAUAUGAUACACCUUUCAACAUGCAAGUUUAGGCAGAUAGAGGGGAUUGAUGAUACAGAGGGUGUCUUUAUACGUUCCCAUGCUGGUGUAUCAGAAAGUUUGGAGUCAGCCCCUACUCAGAGUUGUGGGAAUGUAAGCAGCUCCCUGCAUCCAAGUACCAAAAUAUGGACGAAAGAGAGCGUGCCACAGAGCCUGUGGUUGCCUGAAACUGUUUCCAGAAUGACUACUUGUGAACUUGAGGUGGAUGGCCUUUCUUUAGAUAUCCUUAACAGAUUGCAAAUUGGAACUGGAGUAGCUACAAAUCCUGGGCUGUCAUACAUAUGGGAAGAUGAGAUAGAAAGACGGCAGGCUCGAGGGGGCUCAAGAGAAGACCUCCAGCCACCUGACUCUCCUCCAAGAACUAACGUCACCACCUCAAACUCGGAGCUGUUCUACAGAUCUGUUCUAAAGGAGAAAUUAACUGCUCUUGAAAAGAAGGCUCAUGAGUGCAGCGAAGAACUACCAAGCAGCCAGUACAGGAUAUCAGUCACUCCCGAUGAUUCCACAUUGUGCUCGGCUACAACAGUAAAUGCUAUUACUAAGGCAGAUGUUUCCUCAUAUGGGAAUGAAGGAGCUGGUAUACCACGACAGGAAACAACAGAUGAAACUUUAGAAGAAUCUUGUGUGGAUGAAGAGCUCAUAUUAAGUCUGACACAACAAGCACCUUCUCAGUGGAUGGAUUCAGCAGAUGAAGAGCUAUUAAGUGUUAUGGUUGGAUUAGCAGAUGGCUCACAGAUAGUUUCUCCAGAUGAUAAUGAUGCAGUUCUUUCCACACAGAAAUCCAUAUGUUCUUCUGGGAAAGGGCUGAGUCAGAAUCCAGCUUGGGAAGGCAAUCUUGGCAGAGAAGAUGAAAGUGAAGAAGAAGAAACUAGGGAAAUGACUCAGCGCAUAUGGGAUUCAAUAUUACCAUCUGAAGAAGAGGCAGAGAAUAGAGUGGAGGGCCAGGAUAAACUGCAUAAGCUUCCUUCCAUGGUGAGGGAAGAAGACGGAAGUAUGGAAGGUGUAGAUCAUUCAUCGUUUUGCUUACCACAGCUUGAUGGUCCUGCUGAUUGUGAGCCACAGUCUAGAUUAGCAGUAAGGACUAAGAGUUUUGGUACCAGAGAAACCUUUGUGCCUUCAGGUAGUGCCCGGAUCUCGAAACAGAAUCCUGUGAUAUUGAAAAAAGCACAAGACUGUAGUAACAAAGACAGAACUGACCAUUUUGGUAAAAUGACUCGAUAUAAUGAGAAAGCUGCUGUUUCAGGGACAAAUUCUCCUGAGAAGUCAGUGUCUCGUAGAAUUUAUAGUGUUAUGAGUAAAUGCUCUACUGAUAAAAAAAUAAGUUAUAAGUGUAGUGAUAGUGAUUCUAGUGAUGAAGAUUUUGUGAUUCCUCAGUUUGAUGGUGCAAAUGAUUUUAUUUCACGCAAGAGCAGACGGCAACAAUCAUCACACAGCAACACGAAUGCCCAACGUAGCAUGGAACGAAAUGCAUUUUCUGUGGCAUCUCAGCGACACAUUAACCAUAGUAGUAGGUCCACAUCAGAUAGUACACGUGAUACAUUUCAUGAAAAUAUUUUAAAAAGGAACAGAGGUGAUGGAAGUAUGGGGACUAGAGUUCCAUUAUCAUCUCAACACUCCCAUUCACAGCAUCAAGGCCCUCACACGAGACAUCAAGUUGCCUCACCCUCUGUGCCUUAUUCUACUGCUUCCCAGGGUUCAGUGCCUUCCUCACUUAACAGUGUACCUGGUAAUUCUUCAUCCUCUGUUCCCUCUGACUUUGGUAUUAAUGAGAUGCUUGACCUCCCAGACUUCAUGGAUUUAUCUUCACGUAUGUCUUUAGCUGAAGGCCAGAGUUCUAGUAUUAUUAGUAGUAAUGCUUUACAGGGUAAUACGUGCUCACAGGCUAAAAAUAAGUCUUCCAGGGGGAAUAGAAAAGUAAAUAACCAGUCACAGCAUUUAGCCAAAACCACAAUGUCCAGGGAGGCUCAUUUACCAGCGCAGUCACCUUCAGUAGCUGCUGUGCCAGGACAAAUGAAUAUUACUCCUCUGUCAAAUAUUGGGGUAUCUCGGAGAGUUCCUGGCAUUGGAAAUGCCCUGGUUGUGCCAGCACUUGUUACAAACACAAGAGUAAAUGUAAGUGGUCUCAACAAUUCUCAGAUGGUACUUCCACCUAAUUAUGUUUUGCAGCAACCUGGUAAUCUCAGUGUCAGACACUCACCUUUAGGUACUGCAAACCAAAAUUCAUCUGGCUUACUGUUAGUGUCACAGGCAUCAGCCAGUCACAUUGCCACCACUUCUUAUGAGGGUUUACAAAAACACUCAAAUUCUCGGGGGCAUAAUAAACAUGAUUCAGGAAUGUCUCAGUCUCAAAGUCAACAAAAUUUGGGUGUAAAUAAUACUGGUCAGGAGUCAGCAUGUCCUCAAGUACCUAGUCAGAAUCACAAAGUCUCUCAAAAAGCCUAUGCUACACAAUCUAAACAGGAAUUGGAACAGAGUAUGCCAGAGACUGCAGUUGGCAUGUGUGGGGCAAUAAAGACAGUAUUUCGACAAAAUUCUGAACACUCGGUAUAUUCACCCAUAUCUGAUGAGUCUGAUACAGAUGUGCUAAAUACUACUAGAAAAAUUACUGCAAACAGUGAUACCAUUGAAACAAUAGAUAGUGAGCCUAAGAUUACUGAACCCUCAGGCAGGGAAGAUAUUCUAAAACAAGCAUUUGAUAUGACACUUUUUGAAGUUAUUGAUCUUGAAGUUGAACCUAUGGAUGCUGAUGACAGUAAUGUGGAGACUGAGUCAAACAAUUUGUCUGAGGAAAAAACUGUAAGUAUGCAAAUUCAGCAGUCUCCCUAUCUAACUACAUAUACACAUGACUUUGACAGUGAAAAUUUAAUAGAAGCUAGCAAUAAUAAUGAAAAUAAAAGUGCAGUGGCCAAAAAGGCAGUGAUGAAAGAAAGUGUAAAGUACGAGGAUGGAAACAAGUUCAGUGGCAAUGUAAGCCACCUCGAGCAAAGUUUAGCCACCAUGUCUACAAAGGAGGCUCCUGCACCAAGUACAAAAUUCAAGAAGGACAAAAAGGAAAGAGAGAAGGUACAUAAUAAGCAGAAGACUUUGAGAUCUGAGUUGCAACAUAAAUCAUAUAUCAGUAACGUGAAAGGAGAGUGUGAGGUAAGUGCCACCAGUUCCUCUCAUAUACCAUCAAGAAAUACUUCUGCAAGAAUACAAACCAGCCAGUCAAGUCUCCCAUCUGUUAUGAAUGAUGAAAUGCAAAGACCUCAAAGAACAGUCCAGAGUGCUGGAGCUGUUCCUGAAACUCAGGUUAGGCAUAGUUCUUGUGGAGAAAGCACAGAAGGGUCAUAUUUGUUUGAUGUUGACUAUGAUCUUGCUCCACAUACACCUGGAAGUUUUCUUCCAGUUCAUGACCGAUCUCCAAGUCCAGGACACACUCCAUCCUCAGAGUCGAGACCCUCUCAAUCUUGCUCUUCUCACAUAUUAACUGCUGGUAAAAAGAUUCAUUCCUCGCAACAGAGAAAAUUAUCUGAUGUUGAAAACCCUGACUGGUAUCAUCUUGAUUGCCCUCCAACCCCGGGAAAUCCACUAAAAGAAACUUGGUCUCGACAAGAGGAAGUCUCAAGUCCUAGUAGUGGAAAUAAGGAUGCAAAAAGUAACCCAUUUCGACAGAGUGUGAACAAACCUUCUCCAUCCUCUAGUGAGAAUAGUCAAGCACUUGAAGGAAGUAGUGUUCCCAAAAAGAAAUCUCAUAAAAAAAUUGCAAGAUUAUUUGGAUCCUUUUCACCUCCAUUACCAGUAAUAGAAACUGCACCAGAGAAGAUGAAGUCACUAAGUGUGGAGCCAUCGAGUGACAGCUUUGACUUUGAUGAUGAAAAUGAUACUCCCGAGCGUCCUCAGACACCUGGUCGAGAAGUUCGAGAUCAUUCAUUUACUGCUGCUUCUAAAGAUGUUUCUCCUGUACAGAAGAAGCACAUGCAUGAUUAUGUUUUCGACUUUGACAUGAAUAGUCCUCCUGAGAGACCAGUGACUCCUGGGGGUAGUCAGGAAGUGCAGGACAUUCUUUCCAGUGAUCCUGGUAAAGAGUCUAGUCAGGUUAGUUAUCAGCAGUUUGAAUCUGUAUUUGAUCCAGACUUCAUGCCUCUUACACCUUUAGAGCGUCCUAGAACACCUGGGGCUGGAUCUUCCACUUCAACCCCUCAAACUUCAGAUAAAGAAUCACCUCGCUCCUCUAGGUUGGGCAAGGCGUCUCAAUUGACAGGUUUGCCAGGUGAUUCUUCAUUGUUACCAAGAUGUCUCCACUCAAACGAGCAACAAGAAUCCAAGUCAGGUGAAGAGAGACAAGCAUCAAAACAUUCUGUGUCACUUCUGGAAGAUCAGGAGUCUGUUAAAGAUAUAUCAAGGAACAAAUUUUCUUCUCAGCAAAAAGCAGCUAGAGAGAAGAGUGGUAUGAGUGAUAGAGAGUCCUUUAACAAAGGUAAGACAAGUUUAUUAUCUAGCGAAACAAGCCAAAGACAAAAUGAGAAGAACAUAAAAGAUGUUAAAAGCACAUCCACUGCAUCCGUGGCAACUUUGAACUCGCGAAGUCAUUUGAGAGAGCCUAGAUCAAGGCAUUCUGAUCAUAAAAGUCAUGCCAAGGAUACUGUGGAAUGUGACAGUCAAUCAGGGUCUCAUUUUACAUCAAAAUAUCUGGAAAGAAAAUCACAGUCUGAUAGAAAAUUUGAGCAGUCUGCCCAUAGAGAAUUGUCUUGCAUAAGCAGUGAUGCUGUGGAACGUGACAUUCAAGCUAGAUCUCAUUUUGGGGGUAAAAAUCAAGAACGAAGGACACAGCAUGAUAGGAAAGUUGAGCAUCCAGUCCGUAGAGAUGUAUCACACACAGAUAGAAUGCCACAGAAGUUAGAUCACACCUCUGACCAGAAGAAAACCACUGGACCAAAGGACUGUAAUAAAAUGACCAGUCAAUCUUCAGCUUUUGGAGAAUGUGAAACUGACAGAAGUAUUGACACGAAAGGAAGUGGUAGAGUUUGGCACAGUGUAAGACCUAUAUAUCCACCCCAGCAUUCUGAUAGAGACCAUAGAGAGGAUAGUGGAAAAAAGUCAGCUCUCAGGCCAUCCACUGGACAAUCAGUGAUGUAUACAUGUGACACUGGACCAAAAUCGAGCAAACCACAUCAUGUCUCAAGACUUAUGGAAAGCCAGAGACCAGAAGGAAGUCGACCAUCAUCUCAGCCUUCUAGAAUAAAUAGCUUUAGUACGAAGAUAGAUAAUAUUAGGCCAUUAUCACAACCUGGUAGCCGCCAUCAGUCUCCUAACAGAAACAGAUUUCAAGGGGAAAACUGGUCUCAGUCACUACCAAGAAAUCGAUCCCAUUAUUAUCCAGAGAUUAAAGGGAAUCAACAGAGGAGUCAUCAGCAUGCCAGAAACAUGAAUCCAACAUCCAUAGGAUGUUCUGUUUCUUCACCGAAAAACAGGGCACACUUUUCACCAAAAAACCAAGCACAGUUCUCCACAUCAGAGAACCGUUCACAGGCAUCACCACGUUAUCAACCACAGUCUUCAUCGGAGAACCGUUCACAUGUAUCACCACGUUAUCAACCACAGUCUACAUCAGAGAAUCGAUCACAGGCUUCAACACGUUAUCAACCACAAUCUUCAUCAGAGAACCGAUCGCAUGCUUCACCACGUUGUCAACCACAGUCUUCAUCGGAGAAUCGAUCACAUGUAUCACCACGUUAUCAACCACAGUCUUCAUCAGAGAACCGAUCACAGGCUUCAAUACGGCAUCAACCACAAUCUUCAUCAGAGAACCGAUUGCAAUCAUCACCACGUUAUCAACCACAAUCGACAUCUGAAAAUCAGUCUCAACAUUCGCAGGAAAAUCAACCUCAAAUUUCACCAGGGAGUAGUUCAAAUUCUACAUCUCGAGAAGAUAGAUUAAGAUUAUUUCAUGGAAAUGGACCACACCCAAGUGUGAAAUCUAUGCAGUCUUCAACAGUGAAAUAUUCUGCAAAUGAUCAAAGAGCUUAUAAGACUGAGAGCCACUCAUUUUCAUCAAGAAAUAGACCUCAUUUUCAGCACUCUAGUCAUACUAAUUUUCACUCACAAAACUGGUCUUAUCCACCAGAGAAUCAAUCAAGAUCAUCUGGAGGUCAACAUUGGCUUCAGCAAGGAAAGUUCUCAGGCUCUUAUGGAAACCGGCAGCAGGCUGAACAACCAAAGUUUUCGCAUGAUCAAACUUUAAGACAAAAAACUUUGAAGUCUAUCCCUACUCUGGAAUCAAGCUUUUGUAGAGAGAAAAGCAGUAAUGUGAUUAAAUCACCUGAUGUCAAAGACUCUCUGAGUCAGUCAAAUUAUCAAAGAACAGAAGAUUCUACAAGUGAAAAAGUAAAGCUGGAUUCAAAGAAACAGCCAGAGAAUUAUGAAGAUGACUUUGUUUUUCCUCUUAUAGAUACAUCAUUACCACUGAUGAGUCCUAUGCCUUGCACACCUGCAGCUCAUCGUGAUGAUUCAUGCCCUGUCUCAGACACUAGUGGUGGUUCUCUGCCCACUUUAGACACAAUACAGCCUCCAAUGAGUCCCAUGGCUCCAACCCCCUGUCAUCAGUCACAAGAGGAUGUUACACCUCGCUUACAGCCUCUCAGUCCAGUUGAACCAUCUGUGAGUCUGUCAGGAUCCCUAACUCCAUCCAACUCAUCUUUCAUAUUGCCUUCAGCACCAGGCCCUAUGAUGAGUCCAAUCCCUCCCACUCCAGUAAGAGUAACAUCUCCAUGUCAUAUCAGUCCUAUGCCGGUGCUUCCUUCUUUAAUGGGAUCCAUGGUCAGUCCACUUCCUAAUACUCCAUUACAUAGUGUGGGAGAGAACUUCUCAAUGACAGGAACAUUACUGAGUCCUAUGCCUGCUACACCUCUUGGAAUGCCAGAUGCUGAGGAUCAUCCGCCAUCAGGCUCACAUGAAAGCCACUUUGGCAGUCUUCGGGAAGCUGCAGAACACUUCUCUGUUGAUCCUGUUAUGAGUCCAAUACCACAAACACCAGCCCAUUUAACUCAGAUGCCACCAGCACAGGUCCCAACCACUUCAGGAUAUAAUUUAAGACCAAGUUCUCCAAAAUUAGCCAAAAGUCCAGUCCCUCCAGUGCCUGAAUAUUCAGAGGAUGAUGAUUUUCCUCAGCAUCCUGGUUGGAGUCCAAUGCCUGUGUAUCCAUCGGUGGGACCCCUCGUUAGUCCAAUGCCACAAACUCCUAAUCAUUUUGGGACUGAAAAUGAUGAUCAUAAUUCAUUGAGUCCUCUCCCUACUUUGCCUUCAGCUCCUGGGCCUUUAAUGAGUCCAUUACCCCAAACACCAUCCUACAUAUCUCAGUCUUAUGCUCAUCAGUCUCCUGUUUAUAUGCCAUUCACUCCUAAUGUUCAUACCCCACAGACACCAACACACACUCCUCAAACACCUGUGCAAACUUCUCAGACUCCGGCACAUACAUCUCAAACAGUGAAUGUUAGUCAUUCACAAACUCCUCUAACACCGCCAUUGGCUUCUUUGACACCUCUACCAGCACCUUUGACACCUAUACAGACUCCUUUGCAAAAUCCUUUCACUCCUUUGCAACCUCCUCUAACACCUCUACAAACAUCCUGUACUCCUCGGCAGGACAUGUUGGCAUCUUAUCAAACUCCAAGAGCUUCUGUAAAAGAUAGAGAGAGACCAAAUACUCCUGUAAAUUCUACUUCAGCAGCAAGUUCCCUUGAUGAGUUAGGUUAUGGUGGAGGGGAUUAUAGUCCCAUGCCUGUUCUACCAUCAGUGCCAGGACCAGUAAUGAGCCCAAUGCCACAAACUCCUGUACAUCGACCUCAAAGCCCUUGCCCAAGUUUUCCUCCACAGGCGGUUUCUUGUGGUUCUGAAGAUAUAACCCCUACAGUUACAUCUGAUAUAUCAGAUAUUACAAUUUCACCUGAAACAAAAACUUCCAUAGGUGCACCUCAGUCCUUUGAUGACACAAAUUCUAUUUUUAGUCUGACAACUCCACCACUUGAUUCAAGUAAGAAAACACCUGUCUCAGCUGUUGUUGAUAACUCAGAUACUUUAAUAGCUAAUAUUUCUGGUGAAUCUGUACCCAUUGCUUCUAGCAGUGUUGUUCCUGUUUCGUCCCCAUCCAUAUUUUGUCCUGGGAGUAAUAAUUCUGACAUGAAAUCAUUUGGUUCACCAGAAACUAAUCUGCAGAGUCACCGUCUUCCAUCAGAAACUCAGCAGAAUAUAUUAAGCCCACUGUCACAUUCACAUAUAACUGGUGAGAUGGAACUCCAGCCCAGUCCUGCUCAACAUUUGCAAGUGUCUGUAGACAGUGGUUCCCAUCCAGUCUCUGGGACUCCAUUCCAAGUCACUGCAGAUGUUGGAUCUCAUUUGAGCCCAGUCCCUCACAUCCAGGCAAGCACAGGAGCUGGCUCUCAAUCCAAUUCUGUUCAUCCCUCUUCUUAUCAUAGUCCAGUUCCUCUUUCACACAUGUCUGCAGGCUCUGAUUUUCAUCCCAGCCCAGGACAUCAUCCACAUGUGACUGCUGCCACUGUUUCCCUUCCUAGUCCAGUGCCUCAGUCUCACAUGCCUGCUGGCAGUGGUUCCCAUCUCAGCCCAAGGCCUCAGUCCCAAAUGUCUUUUACCACAAUUUCUCAUCCCAGCCCAGGUCAUCAGUCCCAAAUGUCUUUUGGUACUGUUUCUCAUCCCAGCCCAGUACCUCAGUCCCAGAUGGCUGCUGGCAGUGUCUCUCAUCCCAGCCCAAGGCCUCAUUCCCAGAUGUCAUUUGCUGCUGUUUCUCACCCCAGCCCAGGUUAUCAGUCCCAGAUAUCUUUAGCCACUGCUUCUCUCCCUAGCCCAGGGCUUCAGUCCCAAGCAGUUGAUGUCUCUUUUGCUCAUACUAGUCCAAGGCCUCAUUCUCAAAUGUCCAUAGGUGCUGGUUCUCUUCCCAGCCCAAGACCUCAUUCCCAAAUGUCCAUAGGUGCUGGUUCUCAUCCCAGCCCAAGACCUCAUUCCCAAAUGUCCAUAGGUGCUGGUUCUCAUCCCAGCCCAAGGCCUCAUUCCCAAAUGUCCAUAGGUGCUGGUUCCCAUCCCAGCUCUGAUUUGCCUUCACCAGUACUUGCAGUUACUGUUUCUCAUCCUAGCCCAGUGUCUCAUUCAGAAAUGUCUUCAGGUAUUGGCUCUCAUUUAAGUCCAGUACUACAUUCACAAAUUCCUGUGAGUGUUGGUGCUCACUCUAGUCUAGUUACACAGUCUCAGAUUAUUGUAACAACACAUACAGCUGUCACAACACCAGCUGUAACCAUGACUGUUUCUGUUAAUGUGCCAUCAUCACAAGUCAUUACAACUAAUACUUUGGAUGGGAAUAAUCACCAAAUAAAACUUGGUGAUAACUUUUCUCAGGCUCUACACACAUCUACUGUUGUUACGAAUUCAGGGAAUAUUUCCCCCAAAUCUACUCAUUCAUUGUGGCCAGACUUGGCUUCUGUCUCACAGUCUAUUGAGAACACUCUUGGUAAUUCACAUUUAUCUACCAUAGAAACCAGUUGUUCCGUGCCAUCCGAAAUUCCUUGCAUUUCCUCGGAUAUUGGUAUAGCAUUCUGUACAAGUGGAGAAACACCAUCAUUAGUAACAUUGCUAACAACAUGUGCAUCAAAUACUCCCACCCAUGUAACUCAGUCUCAGAGUAUUUUGAAAGCAACUCUAUUAUCUGGGCUUAAUCGUAGAGAGACGUCUAUAAAAUCGGUGCCAUCUUGUUUUAAAUUACAGGAUUCUUUAUACUCAAGUGAUAUCCCUCAACUUCAAUCUAAUAUGAAUCAGAUUACAGCCUCCAGUUUGCUUCAGCCACAGGCUGUUUCUGUUAGUGAUACUCAGACACUGGGGCAGGGUAUUCCCAGUGCUGAAUCAGAAACUGCGCCUGUAUUAUUCUCAGGUGUUCUUCCUCACCUGCCAACAGGUUCAAUACUAGAUGGUGUACAGGCUAAUCUUGCUCUUCCCCAAGGUCCAUAUUCAUUAGAUGAUGGUCAAGAAGUAACGGGUUUGCCUCAAGUGAUAUUGAUGCCACAGUUACAAGGUUCUGUUCAAAUAAGUAUUCCACAUGGUGUUCCUACAACUAUUGCAGGUCAUCCUCUUCAGUUACCUCUUAUGAUAGGAACUGUUGUUUCUCAGGUAGAUACUCAGACCAGUCAACACAUGACCUCUGUAUCAUCCACAAAUCUUGAUGGAAUAAACUGUAGUGUUACAAAAUUACUUCCUACUGAAUCUGUCACAGUACCUGAAAUUAAUAUUCCAUUCACUCAGAACUCAGGAGAAGUCAUUGAAGCUAGUGUUGGCUCAAAUAUUCCAAAUCUUCAGUAUGCUGUGCCUAUCAGUUCUGUCGGAAGCAGCAUUAAUAACAGUGUGAGUGAAGUAGAGCCUACUUCAGCAUGUGAUCUCUAUCAAGUAACACCAAGUGUUAACCACUCAGUAUCUGGUACCAGUGAAGUCGAAGGUACUCUCGAUAUGGUGCAACAGGCUUUUCAGUCAUCUCUUCUUGAUACCGAAGAUGAUUUAGAAAAAGUUGAAAAACCCGCUAAUAAAAUACUGGCUGAAAUAGUAGACGAAUUGAGUAACCAGGACUUUUGCAUACCUUCAGAGGCUAUAUGUCUGCAAACUACAGCUGUAGAUAUGGAAAACAAUGAGGAUGUUGAUUCUGAGCAAAAUAACAUGGCAGUCACUAUGAAUUGUGAAAUGAGUCCUCCAUCUGGGAAUCCUACAUUAGUGGAAGUUGUCAGCUUUGACAUCAGAGGCAUAAAUCCAGCUGCACAAAAUUGUGAUAUCCCUGCAGGGGAUAAUGAGAAAGAGAGUACAAGCCCAAAUCAACCUUCACAACUUAAACCAUUGUUGAAAGCAAUUGAAGCUAUGCUAGAACAGCAGAUGCAGGAAGAUGCACAGAUAGAACAGGACAAUGAAAAGAAAGAUAAAGAGAAAAAAGAUGAGGGUACAGAUUCUGAGGAGAUUAAAAAAUGUACAUCCCAACAGGAACUGACAAGAGGAACUGAAACUAAAUCUGAAACACUGCAAGCCUCAUCAGCAGAAGAUGCUACAUGUUCACAGCAUGCUGCAAUUUCUGAGAAGACAUCUGUAGCAUAUUCAUCACCUGUUUUGCAGGGUUUAUUAAAUGGGAAAAGUGCACUAGAUCAUAUAUCAAGAUCAUGGGAAAAUCCUAGUUACCCAUCGGGAAAUGUUUUUCUUACCUGCAGUUCCAGUAGUGUAACAUCACAGGCGAAAGAAACUUCAGUAGGUGUGUCUGGCAUGUCACUUCCUUCUGUAGGUGUUUCAUUACAUGCAGGUGCUGUUCCUACCAGUGAAUCACAAACCUUUAACAUUAGAAAAGAAUCUCCACAAGGAGUAGUGAUUAAUUCAUCUAUAGAAGCAGCUGCUGCAUCUACAGUGAAUACUGCCACACCUACUUCAUCAUUUGCAACAGUAGUUUGUGCAUCUUCACAUGUGAAUAUUUUGCCAUUGUGCUCUUCAGGGUCUCUAAACCUUAUUUCCUCACAUCAGAGUUCACAGGUGUAUCCAGUGGAUGUUCCUACACAAGUGCCUCCGAGAGUAACUCAACCACUAGUAUCAUCACCUUUAGUUAUUACCCCUUUGAUUGAAGUGGGUACUACUAAUUCAGCAGCUAUAUGUAGUGCAAUGACUUCUCUUUCAUCAGCAAAUGCUACAUCACAAGACCUUUCUUCACAUGUUGAAACACAUUCAGAGUCUUUGGCAACAGAUGCUGAACAUCAGGCAGUGACAAAAAUGACUGAAACUUCAGUGUCUUUGGAUCACUCUGUGGAUUCUGUAUCACCUAGAGCUAGUGAAACACCAUCCUCUGAAAGUAGUCAAAGUGUUGUAUCGACUUCAGGUUCUGCUAUGCCUCUUCCAUUUAUAGGUUCUUACACAACUUCAUCAACAGCACCAAUUUCAUCAGAGUACACAAGGUCUUUGACACUUGCAUCAUCCCAAAGUUCUGUUACACAGGCAUCUCAUACAAAUUGUGUAACUGUGGCAGCUCACACAAGAUCUAUAACUUCAAAAGCUGUUAUGGAGUCUGCUUAUCCUAUAUCUUCAGUGGAAACACUGAUUCCGUUGUCAUCACAAGAAUCUGAGUUGCCAAUAUCACCUCUAAGAAAUGUUUCCUCUGACUCGUUUUCACAAAGAAACGUAGAUUAUAGGGGACCACAAACAGUGGCUUCUUUAGUUUCAAGUGAAGCGUGUGUCAGUGUUAGUUCACCACUUAUAACAAGGAAUGUUGCAUCACCAGCCACAUUGAUGACAUCAUCAUCAUCUACUCUCAUUCCACCAGUCGCUUCUCCAUUAACCACAACAGUUACAACCAGCAGCAUAUCUCAAGUUUCUUCUGGGCCCACAAUGUCUAGUGGGUUACUAGCUAGAGAACACGAAUCAAUAUCUACAGCUUUAAGCAUCUCAUCAAAGACUCCUUUAAUUCCACCAUGUGUUGUGGCCAGUAAUUCCCUUGAAGGCUUCAUGCAACAUUGUAAAUCUCUUCCUUUAUCUGUUAAUUCUCGAUUAGUCCCUAGUUUCCAGGAACAUCAAUUACACCCUGUGGAAAUAAAUAAAGAACAUUUAAUAAGUGAAAAAGGGCGGCAGCACUUGUCUGUAGGUGCACUACUGCAGAUGCCACAAGGUACUCAAGCACAGUUAUUUACUCCACAAGAAUUAGAAAAAAUUGUGCCACAACAUGCAUCACAUAAGAGACCACACUUCAAAAAGCAACUGAUUUCUUCAACAAUGAGUGUCAUGCAUUGUUCUGAAGAUUAUGAGUUAGAAAACAGUUCAAAGCUAUCAAAUAAUGGUUCAAAGUCUGAUCAGGGGGUAAUGCUAAAGGUUUCUCUUGGAAGUGCUAGUCCCCAGCCAAACAGGUUUGAAGUGUAUUCAUCCACUUCAGGUUCUGGAAAUUGUUCUUCAGUGUUAAUACCACGUCCUGGGGCUUUUGAACAUUCUGGUUUGUCAGCAAUGAGAGCAACCUUACCAGUGCCUCCUACUGUUCCUGUUGCACAAGCUAAGCAAGUCCACCUUGGUUCACAACCUGAUCUAGCUGGACCUAGCCCAGUAUCAGAUCAUGAUACACAGUCUGUUGAUUCUCUAGGAUCUAUCGGAGUUGAAUUACAGCAUCCUUUGUCUAGCCGAAUGUCAUCUAGUAGUGAUUUAGAGGCUCCACUGCCUCCAACUCCAUUUGGUCACAUUCGAAGAAUUAGAGAAUCUCCAUCAUUGUCAGGUAGUUCAAAGAGCAGAACCGAUAGGUCAGUAGAAAAUACCCCAACUAACUCUUUCAAGAUACCUACAUCUUCACCCUAUUUGGAUCCACAAAGCCAGCAGACAUCUCCUCUGUCUUUAGUAAUCCAGAAAGCAGGUACAAGCAGUAGCAACAACUUGUCUGCUGUUCUUCAUGAUAGUCUCAUGAAACGAUCAAGUGUUCAGGUUCAUUCUGAUGAACAGUCAUAUCAUGAUUCUAAAUCCCAGCAUAUACCUCAACGGUACCAACUUCCUCUUCCUGUGCCAGUUCAGGAAAUAUCUGUACGGGAUGAACGUGUUUGGCCUUUCCGUAAAAGAUCAAUUACAAUAACAUCUGAGGAUUCAGUUGAUUCAGAAGUGCAAUAUCAAGGAAGCUCUACUCCUUCAUCUCAAGUUGUUUCUUGUCUUAGAGGAACUCCUAGUUCUUUGGUUACUAAAGCAGGCAUUACCAGCUCCCCUCCUGGGGAUAGAGGAAUACAGACAAUGGCUCCUCCUAGUGUUCCAGGUGUCGCUCCUCUGGCACCUCACCUCAUCAACUACCCACUUUUCCCUGCUAUAAAGCACAUACCAGAAAUGGGCAGAGCAUGUGACCAUCAAUCAUAUAAUGAGCCUCAUUACUUAAGAGAAACUAUAUUACCAUCUGCAAAAUCAGGACCUCCACCACUAUUAACCACUACAGAAGUUGUCCAGCAUUCCGGGACGUAUGGAGUACAGUCUACGGCUAGAUCUCAUUUAAACAUGAAAGAAGAUUCCUCAACCCAUAAUGUUACUAAGGAUGAUGAAGCUCAUAAAUAUUGGUACUUAAACAGACGAGAUCCAUCAGAGAUAGCAAGACGGUGGCCAGGCUUGCCAAAUCAGUUAGUUACAUCUGUUAGACCACGUCUCAAUCAUUACUUUCAUUCACAUGUGAAUCAAUUUUUGGAAAGAGGACGGUUUUCUCAACCACUAAUGGAACGUCUGCCGAUACAUCGACCAAGCUAUGCAUCCACCCAGUUCUAUCAGCAGGUUCACAAUGUAUCAGAAGAGCAUAGGGUAUUAAGUGAUAAAAGUAUUGUUAAGAUAGAUUUGGAAAAUGAGCAGAAGCAAUGCCAAGAGAAUUCUCCAGACGAUAGUCCCAUCAAUGUUGUAGAUGAUGCGCCAGAUCCUAUAUUUCCAUUACCAGAGAUUAACAUUCCUCCUCUUUCAGAAUCAGUCCCUUCAGGCUCUAGUACCAGUAGUAUUCCCAUUGUAUCAGAAAAUUCUAAUUUGGAGGGAUUAGGAAAAUCAUUGCAACACCAUGUUUCAUCUCAGAAACAUUUGACUGAAGUUAAAUCGAAAACACCAGUAUCCAUCAAGUCUGCACUUCCGCAGUCUAGUCCAAAUGUUACUGACACUUUGCCUCAGAAUGCUACAUGUGGGAUAAUACACACUUCUGAAGCACAUAUUUUGAGUGAGUGUAGUGUAGCAGCCAGUACCAGUGGAGGCCCUACUUUAACUAUUAGUAAUACAGGUACAGAUGGAAGCUGUAGCUCAUUCAGUAGGAAUAUUUGUACUGUAGACGAGACUGGAGUCAAUACUACUAUUAACAGUACAGUAAAUACUACUGAUAAUGCAGAAAAUGGAAGCAAUAGUUGUAAUGCAGAAGAAAUUGCAUCUCAGAAUGAUGAACUGGACUUCACCACAGGUACUGUACAACAAUUCACUGAUGACCAGAACGAUGGAGCUCGUCCUGAACAAGCUGGGAAACUUGGCAAAUUUCUCAUGAGAGUUAACCGAGGGUCUGUUGAUCAUCCACGUGCAGAAGUAAGCACACCUCUCAGUGUAAUUGCAGUAGAUGAUAACUCAAGUGUUAUAGAAGAUGCUCCAAGUUGUGUAAGGCAAGAAUCUGAAAUAAUUGUUAGACAUCCUUCUCAUGGUUUAAAGGAACCAAACUUUGAUGUAAGCCUUUCAGAAACUCAGCUUAGCGAUCUACGGAACAUCCAUCAGAGCCAAGAUGUUGAGCGUCAGUUUAGUCGUGGAUUCAAGAAAACUAUCUCAUCAAAAUUUGAAGAUGAUAAUGCUACUAGUGAAAAUGAAAUGGUACCUCUGAAGGAAGACUGCAGUGUAAGGGAUGCUCAAAAUAAAAAAGAUGAAAGCUUACCUGUAGAUAAAAGUGUUCCAUCUGACCAUCUUGGUGAGACAUUGUCAAUCCUUAAGGUUAUGGCUGGCAGUUCAAAAGAUCAAAGUCUGUUAGAUGUACUUGAAGAUAAAGCCCAAAAAGAAAGUCACGAUGAUAAAAUAGUUAAAGACAGUGAUUCCGCAGAAGACAAACAAUUUACUGAUGGAAUUAGUGUAAGCAAAAUUAAUGAAGAGUCUUCAUUAUCUUUUGUUUCCUUGAAAGGGCACCAAAUUCAAGCACAUGAUGACAGUGAUGCUGAUUCAAUAGAGAAUAUACGUAGCUCAAGAAUUAUCGGACGGAGAAGCAGUUCAUCCAGUCAGACAAGUGACACAACACAGUUUUCUGGUAAUUCUUCACCCCCAUUUUUUCCUCCACGAUCUCCAGGUUUAGACUCUUCUGAGGAAGAAGAAAUCCCGCAAUCCUUCAUUGAACCUGAUUUGGAGAGAAAAGACACUCUAUCUCUCCCAGUUGCAGAAAAUUCAAGAGAUAGUUUAGUUACCUCUGAGAGGGAGAAUGUUAGGUUGGAUAGUGUAAGAUGUGAAAAUGAAAAAUUGCCUGAGAUGGAAACUUGUGUUUCUGUUCAACAUGUUUUACCAAGUUCUCCACCUCAGGGAGAUGAUGUAUUCAAAUCUUCAUUGGAAAACCACUGCCCUACAUCUAGGCAAGAUCCUUCCUCUGAAGAGGAAACGUGUGUACAAAGAGUUGUAUCACCAUCAUGUAGGUUAAUGCAAGGACCAGUCUUAUCUCCACCAUCGGACAUUAUUUCUGAAACUUGUGUAACUUCUCAAAGUAAUCAGCCACUUACACUAGAUCCUGACAUUCAACAUGUGGCUGACACCCACCAAGAUGUAUUCGCAAAAAAUAUAGAUUCGUGUGCUGUAAAACACAUAGAUUCUGGAGAAGGUAAAAGUGUGGUGGAUCACAAUGUUGAGGAAACACCACAUGUUGUUUUAAAGCUGCCAACAAAAGGAGCACUCAAAGCUUUUAAUGUAGACUUUCUUCCAAAGAUGGCACAAGAAAAAUGUCAGUUGCUAGAACAUCACACACCUGACAGCAGUUCUGAAGUUAGCUCCACCACACCUGACAAUCCAGUUUUUCCAGUACCAAUUAACAAGAUACGUGGAAAACCACAAAAGAAACCCAAAGGCCCAAAGCGUAAAAAAGCAGCAUUACCAGUCUCUAAGAAAAGUUUAGAGAAGUCACCUAGAAAGGGCAAGUCAAAAUGUUUUUCUUAUGAAGAUGCUUCUGUUGACAAUUCUUCGAAAACUAAUAGUCUUUCUAAGGAAAAUGAACAUGUAAAACUCAUUCUUCCAGUUUCUUCAGCAAUGUCUGAGCAACAGAACAUUCGAAGAGGUAGGAGACGAGCCUGUGCCAAUGUUUCUUAUGCAGAGUUCUUUGAGUCAGAUGCACCAACUCCAACAGUUAAAGCUUUACCUGUAGUCACUCCCAGUUCUCAUGCAAGAAUAUCUGUGGCACAUGAUACAGCAAAAUUACAAUCACUGGAGGCACUUGAAGAUGUUUCAGUUCAAUCUCUCACCAAGAGACACAGAGGACGUCCCAGGAAAAAACCUUCGAGUGUUGCAACCACUGUCUCUCCUGUUGCCCUGACAAUUUCAGAAAAUGAUAGUGCUGAUUCUGUGGCAAGUAAAGAAAUAUUAUCAAAUACUAUAAUACCAUCUGAAGAUAAUUCUGGUGAAGGAUCAUUUACAAAUAGCAAGAAAGUUGAAGAGGAAUCCAAAUUUGCUACAGAGGGGAAAUCAGCUUCACAGUUAAAGCAGUCUUCCAAGAGGCCAAGAGGAAGACCCCCAAAGAAUUUAGUUAAGGAACAUUUCUUAAUUUCAGCAGGUGAAAAGCAGCCUAGUAAUACAGUAUCUGACUGUGGGCACAUUAGAUCAGAAUCACAGCUUCCUGUUAAAUUUGCAACCCCAAAAGUGGUUUCACCACAGCUUACUGUAAAGGUUAAUAAAGACUCAAAAUUGAAGAUAACUAUUAGCCGCACAAUGGUGGAUAAGAGAGCUCCAGAUUGUUCAGUUAGGGCACCACCUAGGAAGAAAAGAAAAAACCUUAAUUCUUCUUGUAUUGUGGAUAUACACAAACAAGCAAAAGAGAGUAGUACAAGUGCUCAGAACUCUGUUAUAAAAGAAAAUGAAAACCUGGAGAAAUCCAACUUUUAUUCAAUUUCAAGGGAAUCCCCAGAAACUGUGCCUUUACAUUGUGAUCCUCAUGAUCCUUUAGGCAUUGACCUAGUCGAAGAAUCAAAUAUGACAUAUUCAAAAGCCAAGAAAAACAUUUAUGAAUUUGAUGAUGAUGUAAGUGAUGAAGAUGUACCAGUUGCUCAGAGAUUGAAGUCUCAACAUAAGAAGAUGAGCACUCCGAACUUCAAAAGAGCUAGAAAGAUUGUUCAGAAUGCUAUUAGAACACCGGUUCGAGACCCAAAUUUCAGUUAUUUGAGAACACCUAGUCGUACUCCUUGUCAUACCCCAGGAUACUCUACACCUUCAUAUACUCCUAUGAAUUCUCCUAUGUAUACACCUGUUCAUAGAAUCAAUUAUACUGGUCCAGGAUCAACACCACGUCACAUUUCCCAAGGUUGUUUUAAACUACUACUACGCAGGAAGCAUCGCCCUGAAACCUCUGUUAUUCUCAAACUCAAGAAACCAUGGAACGACCAGAUUUCUUCAGAAACUCACCAGCAAGAUGAAUUUGCUGAUACAUCAAGUGUUCUUUGUAGAACCAAUGAAGAAAAUAACAAUAGUAAAGGUGAGAAGCAUAUUGAUCAAAAUGAGGCAACACUCUCUUCUCGAGAAAGUACGUCAUCCUUAGUUAACAUUCAUGCACAUGAACAUGGAGAAAGUUCACAGUCACAUUCAGUAAUAAAUUCCCCAAUACAAGCAAUGCCCCAUGAAGGAUCACAAAAAGGUGCCUCAGGUGAUUCGGGAGAGAGCUCCAAGUCAUCAGUGGAUGCUGGUCUAGUUUCUUCUGGAAGGAAGUCCACAUUAGGCUCAGAUGAAUCUAUGAUCACUGGUGUUGAAAACUCUUCAAAGAAAUUAAUAACUAGCACAGAAAAGUGUUCACUCACAAAUGAAGGUACUACUCAAAGUAAGCCAGCUAUUCCAACUUUAAAAAUAAAGUUAAAUCUGCUUUCUGGAUUUUCUUCCACUUUUAAAGAAGCCGGUGAUAAACGCAAAACACAGCAUUGCACGAAAGUGAAGAGAACGGGUGAUGGCUUUGCGAUUCCUCAAGAACCCAGUCAUGUUAUGAUGAGGCUUAAGCGACAUAAUUCCCAUUGGGAGCAAGAUGAAAGGACUUUUGAUAGAGAGACCACUCUUGACAUGUCUCGAUCUGAAACUAAUAGACAUCAGGAAAAUGUGGAAGCGUCUACUAAUGAUGAAGCUGCUACUACUGGUGGAGAACUGACAGAAUCAGAGGUCACAGAUGGUGAGAACCCAGGGCUGAAUGAUCAGGUAAAUGAUAAGGUGCCAGUAGUGCAUAAAAUCAAAAUAUGCACUCCAGUACUACCAAUGGUCAAGGAAAGUGUGUGUAAUUUAGAGAAUAUUCAAAUAGUUACCAGGAAAACAAACGACAGUGAGGUACCAAACUCUUCCAAAGCUACAGUAAAGAAAAGUGUUAGCAAGAAGAAAGAAAACGAUAAGGUUUCUGCAGUGGCACAGUCAUAUUCUGCAAACAUAGACAAAUCCCCACAUUCAUCUCAUUCUGAACCUCAUUCUGCAUUAUUAAACCAAGCUACACAGCAGUCUUCACCAGUACAGCCUGUUAUAUCACAACCUUGUGCUUCUCUACCAAAUGUAUCAAUCCUUGUUACGCCACCGCCUGAUACUCCACAAUCACAUACACCACUAUCAGAACUCUCUCUGCCUGAUACACCUGCAGAUGUAUCUAAGCCUGAAAAAUCAUUAACAAACACUCCUCAACAUGUUAUAACAUCCUCAGAUAAAUCACCACCGGACUCAUUGCAGUCUGACACUUGUUCUGUCACACCACAACUAUCUUUUCCACAUAACUCCUCACCAGAGCCUUCCGAUUCAUCUACUCUUAUACCACAGCCUGUCUCACCACAACACACUCCAUCACAGUCAUUGAUAGUGAAGUUUGCUCUAACCCAUCCAGCUUCUGCUUUCACUCCACCUUCUGCUUAUUUAUCCAGGGUAGAUUCUGUUGAACGUGAGCUAGCAGCAAUUUUUGGCUCCCCAACCAAAGGAUCAGAGAGAGUUGAAUCAUCAGAUACGAGAACAAUGAAUGAUGCAGACUUAGAAGCUCUGUUAAUGGGAGACAAAGGGGGAAGUAGUAUAAGAAGUAUUACACCAACUGUACCUCAGGAGAAUAUUAAGGUAGCUGAUGGAUGCCAGGCAAAAACUCCACCAGUGAGUUUUGAUAAAUCUCAACCAAAAUCUCACUCAAGUGAUGAUUUCAGUCAAAUAAUUUCAUGUAAUCCAUCUUCACCAGACACAAAUAAAUUGAUACCACCACAGGAAUUAAGUGCACAUAAUUUUCUUGUACAAGACAUCAAGUUAAAAACCCCUCCAAAAGUAAUGUUAGAAAAACUUACACCUGAUGUUAUAUGUACUCUGAAAAGAACAAUUAGUUCAUCUUCGGAAACAAUUACCCAGGCCCCGAAGAAACUAUCCAGACGACCCCAACAGACUGCUGCAUCACAAGCAAUAAUUACUGCUGGAAGAUACACUGAUGAAGAUGGUGAGACAUCACCCUCAUUCCAGUGUUCAAAGUUUGUAAAAAAGAGAAUAUUGUCAAGUCCACCUGAGGGUAAAGAAUGUAAGAAACCUCGUAGAAGUGAAAGAAAUAUGAAACCAGAUGAAGUGAGUACAAAAGUUCAGGUUGUGGAUGAGAGAUUCAUGGAUAAGGAAAGUUUUGAAAAAUCAGAAGUAAACAAUGAAAAUGACUUUGAUAACUGCCAAACUGCUCUUGCUUCUGAAAUUUCUUGUGAGGGCAGUAGCACAAAUAGUGGGGAGGACUCAGCUUCCAAGGUAGAAAGUGAGAAUUUAGAAUGUAAAAGCAGUUGUGAUAAUGGCAACUCUGAACCUAAUUCCAGUUGUUUGUGUGAAGAAACACAAGAAAGCUCAAGCUUAACUAAGACUGUAGAGGAUGUGAGCGUGACUACAAAAGCUACCAAAAUAAAUUUUGAACCCAGAAAUAAGGAGGCACUUCCUAGAGCAAUUGUUGAAGAUAAUAAACCCAGAAAUGGUGACAGCAUUUCCAACUUAGGUGUCAACAAUCAUAAUAUUGGUGGUAUCAGCACUAAUGCAUAUCAGAUGACUCACUUUACAGAAAAUGAUGCAUAUGAGGCAGCAACAAGAAGUCAGAGUGACAACAGUGAGGGUAGUGAAACAAGGCUCCGACAAAGCAGCAGGUUACGGCGGCAUCCUGGACUCAGACAGCAUGUGCGAAGGAGGCGGCAAGAUGCAAGAGUUUCAAGUCUCAGGAGAAGAGUUACAUCUGUGGCUCUUGUGGAUUCAUUAAAUGAUUCACAAGAUGAAAGUACUGACUCUUGUAACACAAAUUUAAGUAAUGAAAAGAAGGCACUUUCAGACAAAGGGAGGAGAAAUAUAAGAAAAAUUAGCACUGAUGAUGAUGACAAUCAGCAUGAUCCAGAUUUAAAUAAAAAGACUGUUAAAAAUUUGAUCUUUAAUAAUGCAACAUUCCAAGCCAGCAUUAAGAGAAGCCUUAGAAUAUCAUCCAGUGAAUCUGAAAGUGACAAGUCUCAAGAUGUCAGUUUAAGUGGGCACUGCUCAAUAACAAAGAUGAAGUUUGAUAAAAGUGAAAUAGACAUCCAAACACAGAAAGUUCUAGUGAAAAAAAGGAUCAUGGAAAAGACUCGGUACCCCCAAAAGUCACUGAACAAAAAUGAAAGAGAAAGUAGGCUCAAGAAAAUGACUUUACGGAACAAAGUUGAAAAUAAACCUAAAAGAAUGGCUUUACGCAAAAAAAUUGAACCUGAAAGUAGAACAGCGGCUGAUGACAAUUUUACUUCGGCUGUUAGUAUAAAGCAACAGUCUGUUAAUUCAGAUAGCAUGCCCCAAAAAGUUUUGCCUCAGUUAGACAAGCCACUUGAAGAGGAAAUUAGACACUCUGUAACAGCUACCAAGAAAACAAAAAAAAUUAUUAGAAAAAGCAAGAAAUGUUUCAAAAAGUCUAUUAGUCCUGUAGAAAAAGAUGAAAUUAACAGAGAGGUGUCUUGUAAAACUAAUUUAGAGAAAGACUCAUCAGAUGAGCAACAACUUGCUGCCACAGGAAAUGAACCAAAAAGCCCAGUAUUAGAAAUACCAGAAGUUACUGAUGAUAUUGAAGAAACAUUGAGGAGACUGGAUGGCACCUCCCCGGUUGCUGCUUUACAUAGUCCUCCACAUAUGAGAUGUAGAAAUAAUAUAAAUUAUACUUCUAGUGCUUUAAAUGAAGUGAGUAAGGGCUGUGAUGAGUUAAACAUAGGCAAAGGGGAAAAUAAAAGACUGUGUGCAGGUGGAUCAAAUCAAAUAUUGGAUAAUGACCCAAGCCCAGGGAAACAUAGUAUUAGAAGUGGUACAGACAAAAUUUCAGUGAAAAACACAAAAAACAGUGCUUUAGAAAAAAUCUUAAGUAAAAGCAAAGGACAAAUAGUUCAUGAGACUUCUUCAGUAAAAAUUAAAGAGUGCACAGAAAAAGAAAUCUCUCAGACUCACAAGGAGGUAGUGAAUUUUAGUGCAAAAGUUACGCCAAGUGACAGGAAGCAGGCAGCUACAACUAAGGAACACUCAUCCACAGCAAGUAGAGCACAUUGCACACCUAGAGAGCAAUGCCCUAAUUUGGCAGAGGAUGACCAGGCUUGCAGGCAAAAUAGGUGUGUUGAAAAUGAUUCUGACCUUGCCAAUGCUGAUGCCAUUACAGGAAAUGCGGCUUUGAAAAGUGGUGUUGGUUAUACAUCCUCUGAAAAUGUUCCUACUGGAAAUGUUAUGGUAUCUGAAGUUUUUGUUAGAGAUCUUUCUGUUAAGGAUAUUCCUGGAAAUUCUUCCUACAGGGAUAUGCCUCCUGGAAAUUCUCCCCAUGGGGAUGGUUUCUCUGGAAACACUUUCCCUGAAGAUACUGUUUCUAGACAUACUUUCUCUGGAGAUGUUGCUUCUGGAUGCAGUUCAUCUAAAUAUACCCUAACUAGAAAUACUUCCUCUGGAGAUUCUCCUAGAAGUACAUCCCCUGGAAAUUCCCCUACUUUAAUUUCCUUACCUGAUAAUGACCCUUCUGGAAAUAUUACCUCUGGAGAUGCCCCCUCUAGAAAUACACAUUCUAAAGAUGAUUCACUAGAUGAUACCGGAAAUGGUGAUAGCCUCAACAAAAAUGGUGGUCGAAAUGAUGAUAGUUGCCAUAAUUCAAUCGCCAGAGCUCAUCACAAGUCAGUUCAGUACAGUGAUGGUGUCAGUGAUCAUGACUCUGAAUACCGGGACUCCAUGUGGAACAUGGCCUUCUUAACUCCUGAACGAAGAGAAAGGGAUGAGACUUCGCCUCCUCAGCCAGAUUCACCAGAGAGGUCCAUGCUCAGAAGAUCAUCACGGUUACGACAGGCAUAUCCAAAACUUUUGACCUUACAGCUUGGAAGCUUUGAGAGUCCAGUGAGGAAAGAUAAUUCUGAGUCCUCAAACCUGGAUUGCAGCAACUUUUCAUCACUUGGGAGUUUGGAAACUAAGAAAUGUAAAAAUAUUGGUACUUGCCCAAGCAUUAUAAAUAACGAUAUACAAGUUACUAAACAAAGUGCAUUAGCAGAUAAGAGAAGAGGAAAACCUGUGACAGUGGAUGAUACAAAAAAUGUUGGAAGUGAAUGUGAUAGUGGUGAAGCAAUAAUAUUGCCUGUGGAAGAAGUUGAAGUUAUUGAAACUUUACCUCAAGUAGAAAAUCUAGGUGACCUAGAAACUCAAGAUCCAUUGGCUGAUGUUAUAGCAAACAGUGAGGAAGUUUUGGAAGUGAACCCUGAGCCUGAAGUAUGGAGAACUAAUAAUUUGUUGUGGGAAAGUGUCAAGGCUGUACAUAAAGCUCAAAGCAGCAGCACUUUGACUUGUAAUAAAAAGCAGUUGAUUGAAGAAAGAGAAGUAGACAGAGAAGGUGUAUUGGCCGGAAAAUUAAAUAAAAAACGAAUUCAGUCAGAACAAGAAGCUGACAUAAAUUUGAGGAGUGCCUCAAUAAUCACGGAGCGUAAUUUAUUAAACCAAAAUUUUAGCAACAGUGCAGUAAAACCAACACUAAGUUUUAUUGCCGAUGACAUUUUAAGUAAGAAUAGGGAAAUGCAGAAGGAUGCAUUGCCACUUCAUACAGAAAUAUUUGAACCACCUCUGAAUUUGAGAACAAACAAUGAGGAAAAUUUUAUCUUAAAGCCUUCAGAAGUGGACACACAACAAGAAGGUAAUCAAAGUUCUCAGGAAGUGAUCCUCACUAUGCACAAUUCAGAUGAUGAUGAUGAUGAUGAUUGUACUGAUUCUAAUACUCGCAAGUCAGACUCAUUAGAAAUUAAAACUGUAGAACAGAACAUUCAACAGGUUGAUAAUGUAAAAUUUUUUUCUCCCUGUAUCAAAGAUUCCAUAGAAUCAGGAGUUUCGGAGAGAGAGAGUAGCACUUGUGAUUCAUCCAAUGUUGACUUUGAUGUCUUGGAAAGAGAUCUUUUGGUAAUUAUGAUCAGGAAAGGCAAAACACUGAAGAGAGUCCAUCAGGUAACCUGGAAUAUAAUCAUAAUUCAUUUUGUGAUCAAGGAGAGUAUUAAUUCCAACUACACUUGCAAAAGGAUUGAAACUGGUGUGCCUGAAAUAGAGAAAACAGUUUCUGUGUUAACUGGAAACUCUGAAGAAGAGCCAAGAACAAAUUUAAAUAAUAGUACAAGCAGCGACACCCAAGGUUCAAAUGACAGUAAUAAUAUUACUGUGUCAGUCAAGAAGUUAAAAACUCUAGUCAUAAGUCAAGAUGAAGAUUCAUUAAUAUUAAAUAAAGAUUCAGAUACAUCACACAAAGACAGUUCACAAAUAAUAACUGAAGAUACAAGUACAAAAAAAAGUGUAUCAACCAAUGAGAAUAUAAAAAUAAAUAAAGGCAUAUUAGAUAAUGAGAAUUUAAAAACAAUAAAUAAUGGUGUAUCAAACAGUGAAAAUUUAAUAAUAAAUAAAGAUUCAGAUAUGUCAGAGAAGGACAGUUCACAAAUUUCAGAUGAUUCUCAAGUGAAAAACAGAGAAUCAAAGGUGCUAAAUAUAGAUAAAUUUAAAGUAUCAAGUCAGGAUGGUACGAAGUUGGACACUCACGAUCCACCAGUGUUGACUACAGUUGAACUACCAGUGUUGAUUACAGUUGAACCACCUGUGUUGACUACAGCUGAAUCACCUGCAUCAGAUAAAGAUGAACCAUCUGUGUCAGCUACAUAUUCAGCAGUUUUGGCAACAGGUGAACCAUCGGUGUUGGAUGCAAAUGAACUGCCUGUGUCUGAUACAGAUGACCCACCUAUGUUUGAUAAAGAUGAACCACCUCUGUCAGCUACAAAUGAAUCAUCUCUGUCUGCUACAGAUGAACCACCCAUGUCAGCUAUGGAUGAACCUCCUGUGUCAGCUACAAAUGAACCACCUGUGUCAGCUAUGAUAACAAGUCAGCAGUCAAGUCAGCAUUCCAAUGAUUCCUCUUUACGUCAGCAGCUAAUGAAUACUCAAUUCCGACAACAGUUCCUUAGUUUUUCUCAAGGAAAGGAUCCUUUUCACAGGAUAAUUGAUGGCCCAUCAUUAAAUAAUACAUUUGGUUUCAAGUUCUCAAACCACAACCUAUAUGAAGCAAAGGCUCUCCAUGAGUACGAGUUCCUAACUGUGAUGUGUAUGGAGUGUCAUGUUAAGACACGGCCUCAGCUGUUGCCUGACCCAUUGCUGGAUCCCAUCUUGGCUGUCAUCUUCACCAUUAUUCAAGAUGUUCCUGAUACUCACUCUACUCCUCGUAGCCAUAAAGGUGCAAUUGUGGUGAGCAGUGAUGGGUGCAACGUUGUAACUCCUGCUGGUAUAACUGACCUCUUAGUACUUCACGUUGAUGAUGAAAUGACCCUUCUAGAGGAAGUUUUAAAGUUGGUUAUUACCUGGGAUCCUGAUAUACUUGUUGGAUAUGAGGUUCAGAUGUCAUCUUGGGGUUACUUGUUAGAGCGUGGAGCAGCUCUAGGCAUGGAGAUAGUAUCGCGUCUAUCUAGAACUCCAGAGGGCACCGCUAGUCAUCAUGACGAAGAGCAAGACGAAUAUGGUGCUGAUCAUACAUCUCAGAUACACAUGACAGGCAGGAUUGUCUUAAAUGUGUGGAGGUUGAUGAGAGCUGAGGUGGCACUCCAGAGCUACAGCCUGGAUAAUGUUGCAUACCAUGUUUUGCACAUCAGAGUACCUUCUUUCUCCCAUGAUAAACUCAGGGAUUGGUGGAUGCACAAUAUAACCAGGUGGCGAACUUUGGAACAUUAUUUAAAUCGGUGUCGCCUUACAGUUGACUUAGUACAACGGCUUGACCUAAUUCAUCGAACUGCUGAGCUAGCCAGGCUUUUUGGCAUUCAGUUCUAUGAUGUUCUGGCACGUGGAACUCAGUUUCGGGUAGAGUCAAUGAUGCUUCGCUUGGCUCGAGGCUCAAAUAUGGUGUCCAUAUCUCCCAGCAUUCAUCAGAGAAGUGCUAUGAAGGCACCAGAGUGGAUUGCCCUUACCAUGGAGCCAGAGUCAAGAUUUUAUACAGACCCGGUGGUAGUGUUAGACUUUCAGAGUCUUUACCCAUCAAUCAUGAUUGCAUACAACUAUUGCUAUUCUACGUGCCUUGGCCGAAUUAACUUAAUUGAUGGCCCACAACCUAUGGAAUUUGGGACUACAUAUUUGCAUAUACAUCCAGAUGAGCUUGUUAAAUGUGUUGAUGAGGUGAAUGUCUCCCCAUGUGGUGUUGCCUUUGUCCCUUCCAGUGUAAGACGUGGGAUUCUGCCUAUCAUGUUAGAGGAAAUUCUUAACACUAGACUUAUGGUAAAGCGCAUGAUGAAAGAAUACAAAGAUGACACCGCGUUGCAGCGUGUUUUACAUUCUCGUCAGUUGGGAUUAAAACUCAUUGCCAAUGUCACUUACGGAUAUACUAGUGCAAAUUUCUCUGGUCGAAUGCCUUGUUCUGAGAUUGGAGACAGCGUUGUCAGCAAAGGACGAGAAACUCUGGAACGAUGUAUCCAGCUUGUAAAUUCUCAUCCCUCGUGGCAUGCUAAAGUAGUGUACGGGGAUACAGACUCACUCUUUGUGCAUUUGCCUGGAAGAACAAAGAACCAAGCAUUUACAAUAGGGUACGAAAUUGCCAACCAAGUAACCCAGAUGUAUCCUAAACCUAUCAAACUGAAGUUUGAGAAAGUUUAUUUACCUUGCAUUCUACAGACAAAGAAACGCUAUGUUGGGUACAUGUAUGAAACUCCUGAUCAAGAGGUACCUGUGUUUGAUGCUAAAGGUAUUGAGACUGUGAGAAGAGAUGGGUGCCCAGCUAGUGGUAAGAUCCUGGAGAAGUCACUUCGUUUGUUGUUUGAGGACAAAGAUAUAUCUCAAGUGAAAGACUUUGUGCAACGUCAAUUUAUAAAACUGCUUCAAGGCAAGGUUUCACUUCAAGACUUAAUAUUUGCAAAGGAAUAUAGGGGAGCAAGAGGAUACAGGCCCACAGCCUGUGUUCCUGCACUUGAAUUAACAAAGCAAUGGAUUCGCAGAGACCGACGAAGGGAGCCACGCUCGGGUGAACGUGUUCCAUAUGUGAUUGUUUAUGGCGCCCCAGGAUUACCUCUCAUCCAGCUUAUUCGUUCACCUGACGUUGUCUUGGCUGAUCCAACUCUUCGUGUCAAUGCUACACACUAUGUCACUCGAGCCAUUUUACCACCUUUGGAGAGAUGUUUUUCACUUUUAGGCGUUGACGUUAAUAACUGGUACAGUGAAUUGCCAAGGCCCUCCACAACUACAUUUUCCUCCUUGGCAACAGAAGGUGCUGUAACCCAUAAAGGAAUGAAGUUCAAUUGUGGUGGUAUAUCCAUUGCCCGAUACUUCACACCAUCUUCCUGUGUUGCUUGUGGGGCAAAUAAUACUUCCUCAAUGCAAGGUGUAGGACUGUGUUCAGCUUGCAAGACUUGUACAGAUGUGACUGUUAUUAAACUUAAUGAAAAGAUUCGCAACUAUGAAAGAGCAGUAAGCCACAUUCAGAAGGUAUGUGAAACAUGCCUUGGCUGCCGUUUGCAAGAAGUCGAAUGUAUAUCAUUAGCCUGCCCCAUUACUUACCGCCGUACUCAAGCCACCCGUGACCUUCACUUAGUCUCCCAACUUCGAGAGGUUAUUAAGAAUAUUACUGAUAUGAAGCAAGACCCCUAAUGUUGAAAAAUUUGCUGAAAUUUCGUAGUUUUUUAUUAGGUGCUUUAAAUGUAAAGUCGUGAAACACAGAUACAGUACAGUAUAUCAACAAUUUUGUUAUUCUGUAUAACAUUACAACUGUUUACAGUAUUUACAAAAUAACCAGUGUGAAAAAGAUUAUAUGUAAAAAUGAGUAACAUUUAGAAUUCUGUUACUGCAUGUUCAGAGUGUUUAAUGCUGAUUACGAUAAAGUUAAUUAUACAUUACUAUAUGUGGAAAGCUAACAUAUUGUUGAAACAUGGAGAAAAAAUGCCUGUCACAUUAAUAGUUAAUAUAUUUUAUAUGCUGGAAUGCCUCUACUUAAGUGUUUGUACAGUGUAUUUCAUAUAUAUUCAAAAUACAGUACUAAGCUCAGAUUUUAAUGAAGUAUUGUAAAUAACAUGAAAUGCUUAAAAUAUGUAUUGUACCAGCUUCAUAAAAAGUGGUACUACAGUGGACUCCCGGUAUUCGAUAUUAAUCCGUUCCUGAGAGCUCAUCAAAUAUCGAAAAGCGAAUAAAUUUUCCUCAUAAGAAAUAAUGGAAAUCAAAUUAAUCCGUGCAAGACACCCAAAAGUAUGAAAAAAAAAAUGUUACUACAUGAAAUAUUAAGUUUAAUGCAAUAGAAUAAUUACAAUAACAACAGAAUAAUUGACACUUGCCUUUAAUGAAGAUCUGGUGAUGAUUGAUGGGAGAGGUGUUAGUGUUUAGAAGGGGAAUCCCCUUCCAUUAGGACUUGAGGUAGCAAGUCCUUUUCCGGGGUUACUUCCCUUCUUUUAAUGCCACUAGGACCAGCUUGAGAGUCACUGGACUUCUGUCACACAACAUAUCUGUCCAUAGUGGCCUGUACCUCCUGUUCCUUUGUGACAUUCCUAAAGUAUUUCACAACAUUGUCAGUGUAAUAGUCACCAGCACGGCUUGCAAUAGCUGUGUUAGGGUGAUUGUCAUCAAAAAAGGUUUGCACUUUAAGCCACAUUGCACACAUUUCCUUAAUCUGUGAAGUAGGCAACUUCUUCAAUUUCUCUAUCCCCUCCUCCGAAGCAGUUUCCGCAGGUGUGGCCUCUUGCUGUUGAAGAUGAUCUAGCAGCUCAUCAGUGGUUAGUUCUUCAUUGUCCUCCUCCACCAACUCUUCCACAUCCUCCCCACUAACCUCCAACCCCAAGGACUUCCCCAAUGCCACAAUGGAUUCCUCAACUGGCAUAGGCUUCUCAAGGUUAGCCUCAAAUCCUUCAAAAUCCCUUUUGCCUACACAUUCUGGCCACAGUUUUUUCCAAGCAGAGUUCAAGGUCCUCUUAGUCACUCCCUCCCAAGCCAUACCUAUAAGGUUUAUACAAUUGAGGAUAUUAAAGUGAUCCUUCCAAAACUCUUUUAGUCAGUUGAGUUUCUGUGGUCACUACAAAGCACUUUUGAAACAUAGCUUUUGUGUACAGUUUCUUGAAGUUGGAAAUGACCUGCUGGUCCAUGGGCUGCAGGAGAGGAGUGGUAUUAGGAGGCUAAAACUUGACCUUAAUGAAGCUCAUAUCCCCAGAAAGUCGCUCUGCCAAGUCUGUAGGAUGACCAGGGGCAUUGUCUAAUACCAGGAGGCACCUAAGGUCUAAUUUCUUUUCAAUUAGGUAAUUUUUCACAGUGGGGGCAAAUGCAUGGUGUAACCAGUCAUAGAAAAAGUCCCUAGUGACCCAUACCUUACUGUUUGCCCUCCACAGCACACACAAAUUAGCCUUGAGGACAUUGUUUUUCCUGAACACUGGGAGUUUCAGAGUGAUACACCAAUAAAGGCUUCACUUUGCAAUCACCACUAGCAUUGGCACACAACAGAGUAAGCCUGUCUUUCACAGGCUUAUGCCCUGGGAGUGCCUUUUCCUCCUGAGUAAUGUAGGUCCUGCUUGGCAAUUUCUUCUAAAACAGGCCUGUUUCGUCACAAUUAAACACUUGUUCAGGUUUCAAGUCUUCACUGUCUAUGUAAUCCUUGAAUUCCUUCACAUAUUUUCAGCUGCUUUUUGGUCUGAACUGGCAGCCUCACCAUGCCUAAUCACACUAUGUAUGCCACUACGAUUAAAUCUUUCAAACCAACCUUUGCUGGCCUUAAAUUCACUCACAUCAGCACUAGUUGCAGGCAAUUUCUUUACCAAAUUGUCAUGCAACUGCCUAGCCUCUUCACAAAUGAUCGCUUGAGAGAUGCUAUCUCCUGCUAUUCGUUUUUUCAUUUAUCCACACCAAUAACAGUCUCUCAACAUUUUCUAACACUUUCGGUCGCUGUUUCGUAAUCACAGUUGCACCUUUUGCAAGAACAGCUUCCUUGAUUGCCGUUUUCCUGGUCACUAUAGUAGAGAUGGUUGAUUGGGGUUUAUUAUACAACCUGACCAGCUCCGACACACACACUCCACUUUCGUACUUUGCAAUUAUCUCUUUCUUCAUUUCAAUAGUCAUUAGCACCUUUUUUCUCGAAGGGUUGGCACUAGAAGCUUUCUUGGGGCCCAUGGUGACUUAUUUUGCAGAAACAAACCCCAAAAACAGUGAUGAUGUGGAAUGUACCGAAUGUAUCCUUAGAUGCGCGCACACUGGCUGGCUUGUAAACACUGGCACACACUGGGCAGUUCAGGCCACACGUGGACACGUCUUGUACGAAUCGUAUCGAAUACCAGGUUUUCGAUCGGAUACCGAGGCAAAAUUUUUGCGAUAUAAUGCAUCGAAUACCGGAUUUAUCGAAUAUCGAUGCCAUCGAAUACUGGGGGUCCACUGUAUUAAGGUUACCAUUAAAUAAGGACUGAUGAUGGAUAUUUAAUAAAGUUGUCUAGUGAUGUAUUUAAAUUUUUUUUUUUUUUUUCAUAUAUUUUUUGCCAAGAGUAUAGUAUUGAUGCCAUUGUCUGAAACAUUGUCACACUGACCUUUGAAGUUGUAGAUAUUAAGUAUCAUCCGUAACUUUUCAUGAUCUCACAUUCUUCAUUUAUAAAUAGCCUGUAAUUCUAUCAGUUCUGUUCCUUCUAGAUGUAUUGAGUGUACCUGUCUUUCAGUUUGCAAAUACUUUGUUUUGUAUAUAUGGUGAAAAAAUAUAUAUAUUUAUACUGAAAAAUUUAAAAUGAAUGUACUUUUAUAUGAAGAUUUCUAAUCCUUAAGUUUAACCAUUAUAUAAGUAAUUUUUUUUUCAUAUGUUAAGUGAAAAGGUAUUACUGUAUAUAUAAAUAGUAAGAAUAUUGAAAUGAAUGCACCUUUUUAUAUCAUGAAAAUUUCUUUGCUUAACUCUUAGGUUUAACUAUUAUAACAUUGGUAAUCUUUCUUUUGAAUUGAUGUUUUGUACAUUGUUUUAUAAACUGAAGUUUAUGCUCUUAAUACAGAGUUAAUAUGUAUAUAUUUGUGUUCAGUUAAUUUUCGUGGGUACUGAAUAACCAGUAGGUUAGACAACCAUUGCUAAUCAACAUUUAUUUGUGAAUAAUUUUUUUUUUUUUUUUACUACAAUUUCUUAAUAGCAGCAGGAAAAUUUUUAAUUUGUCCUUGCUCAUUUGUUGUAUAUAGUCAUUCAUGUAACUAAUAAUUUAGUUGUAGUGUGUCAUAGUACAAAUGUAAUUUACCUUAGUGAUUGUUUCCAUUGAUGUGUAGUCCAUGUUUAGAACAUUUAUUAUACUAUUUAAUAUUGUUGCUUUUGUUGUUCCUAAGAGUGCAAUUAAUUUAAGUUUUACUGGAUUGUUACAUAAAAGGAUUUUCAUACAAGGUAUUAAAAUUCUGAUUGCCUGUCAUAUUCCCUCUUUUCUUACUUUAUCUUUCCUCUGCCUAUAAUAUGAUACAAGUGGAAUACUCAGAUCUCUAAAUUAGGAGCAAAUCUUCAGGUUAAUGAAGGUUCUACUAUGGCAUAAGAAUGAAUUCUUGUCAAACUUAAACCUACAUUGAUUCUGAUUCUUAUAAUAAAAUGGGUAUUGUAUACUAUUAAUAUAAAGUGUGUAUGUGGGGGUCAUAUCCUUUCUCUGUAAGCCACAUGUUUACGAGACUACUAAAAUGCUGGGAGCAAGGGGGUUAGUAAAAACUCUGUAUAAAUUACUAAAUGUAAAAAGAAGAGGUGGUUCUUUUUUGGGUCACCCUGCCUCGGUGGGAGAAGGGUCAGUGUGUUUAAGAAAAAAUUGUGUAUUUUUUUUAAACACCAGCUACCUCCCACCAAAGUAGGGCGACUGAAAAAGAAAUGCCUUCAUCACUCACUCCAGAGGUGUGCUGACAUAACUGAUACCCCUCCUAACUGCAGUAUACCCACCCUUCUUUCAGAGUGUAUGUACUAUACCUCCAGGACUAGUCCAGUUAAUCAGUUUCCCCGAAUCCCUUUAUAACAAUGGCAGUCUCCUACCAAGGCAAGGAUGACCCAAAGCAUUCUAAUUGCCAUUUUUACAGAAGUGUGCCAACACAAGUCAGAUUAACCCCCCGACUACAACACACCCCUCCAAGAGUGCAGGCACUCUCCAAGUCUUGAGUCCAGCUAAACAGUUUCCUUUAACUCCUUUGUGAAAGUUACCUGGCUCUAUGUAUAUCAGUCCUCCUCUGUCCCAUACAUUAUUCCUCUAGAAAAACAAAAAAUUAUCUUGCCAGUAGCUUAUAGUUGUUUCCUAGGCCAUCAUGUAUUAAAAAAAAAAAAAAAAAAAAAAAAAAAAUUGGUACAUUGGCAAAAUAUUUUGGCUAUCAUAGAAUGGGUAUACUAUCUGUUUUUAAAAUUUAAUAUAUAUUAUUAAUGAAUGAUACUGCUAAAUUAGGUAGUAACUAGAUCCUGGACAAUAAAUACUGCAGCUAGUUUUAAUAACAUUGAGGUGUUUCCACGAGUACCUUCCAUUAAAAUUUAUAGGUAAUUUUUUUUUUAAUUUUGUGUAUAAAUACUUUAUAUAGAAAAUUCUCUGCCAGUAACAUAAGUACAAUUUUUUUUUAAAUUUGUCAAUAUUUGUUACUUAUGUACUGUACACAGAUUUAUAUGGAGAGGGUAAAACAAAUCUCAUAUGUCUUGUGUCACAGUGUGAUAAUGCCUAAUGUGAAUAAUCAUUGUGAUCCUUGGAUAGUACUACAGAUGCUGUGCUCUUCCUAUCCCUAAUGUGCUCAUAAUCAUGGAAUCCAAUGGUCAUAUUGACUGUCCAUAUUGCGGUUGUAAGUGUACACUAUGCAAAUUGUAAAUAUUUAAGAAUAUUGUGUACAGAAAAGUAUUUAUGAAUGUAUAUGGUGUAAGUUUUUUACUGUUGAAUAAAAAAAUGAUGAUUUUU
Messenger RNA from Cherax quadricarinatus, 33741 nucleotides. The record is from RefSeq and is a predicted model, not a curated record. NCBI's taxonomy places the organism in Eukaryota, Metazoa, Arthropoda, Malacostraca, Decapoda, Parastacidae.